Molecule: messenger RNA, 258 nt
Organism: Paracoccidioides lutzii Pb01
Exons: 2
Coding region: 1-258 (85 amino acids)
Source: RefSeq, a predicted model, not a curated record
AUGGAAUAUCCGGUUGCUGUUAGAGUUAGAUAUGAGCUGCACACAGUUUUUGCCCUGUCCCUCAUGGCAAUGUUUUUCUGUUCCUCGACAUCCGCAUUUGCUUCACUUGAGGAAACGAUUGAAGAUCCCAAGGCGGACAGAAAGAGUCCAAGCCGUUGUACUGAAGCUUCAGGUGAAUUCGAUCAAGUAUACAGCGAAUCUAAAGUCGUGGGGAAAGAAUACUCCCUUGAUAGUACUCAAGCCUGCGAAGGAAUGUAG